GAAACUCAUCGACUUUGAGCCUGUUUAUGGAUUCAGUUACCACUCAAUGGGCUUCUUUUUCUUCUUUCCUGCCCUAUCCAUGGAAAUACGAUGUCUUUCUUAGUUUUAGAGGUUUGGAUACACGCAACAAUUUUACAGGCCAUUUGUACAGCAAUUUGAUUCGAAACGGAAUCAACACCUUCAUGGAUGAUGAGCUUCAAAGAGGAGAAGAAAUAUCACAAACGCUUUUCAACGCGAUUGAAGAGUCAAGGAUUCAUGUUGUUGUCUUCUCCGAGAACUACGCUUUCUCUAGGUGGUGCUUGGAUGAACUCGUUCAUAUCCUUGAAUGUCAAAAAUCAAAGCCACACAUAUUUUAUCCAGUUUUUUACAAUGUGGAUCCCUCUGAUGUACGACACCAGAAAGGUCGUUUUGGGGAGGCAUUUGCUGGCCAUGAAUACCACUUUAGGAAUGAUAUGGAGAAGGUGCUAAGAUGGAAGGCAUCUCUUAGAGCAGCAGCAGAUAUAUCCGGCUGGGAUUCGUUAAACAGGAAUGAAUCUAACUUUAUUGAUGACAUCGUUUAAACGAUUUCACAAAAAGUUUUAAAUGGUACUAGAUUGAUUGUGGCAGAUCACCCAGUUGGAAUUGAGUCUCGUGUA
Molecule: messenger RNA, 635 nt
Organism: Prunus dulcis (almond)
Lineage: Eukaryota; Viridiplantae; Streptophyta; Magnoliopsida; Rosales; Rosaceae
Product: disease resistance protein RPV1-like
Exons: 2
Coding region: 27-560 (177 amino acids)
Biological process (GO): signal transduction
Source: RefSeq, a predicted model, not a curated record